AUGAGAGCCUGCCCGUGUUCCUUGGCUGGUGCUAAAGGAGGUCUUCAAAAAGUGGUCCUCUCUCGAAAAGCCAUGCUUCUGCUAAAGAAGAAGCGUUACCAGGAGCAACUUCUAGAUAAAACGGAAAACCAAAUCAGCAACUUGGAGCGGAUGGUCCAGGAUAUUGAAUUCACCCAGAUUGAAAUGAAGGUCAUUGAGGGUCUGAAAAUAGGCAAUGAGUGUCUGAACAAAAUGCACCAGGUUAUGUCAAUAGAAGAAGUAGAAAGAAUAAUAGGUGAAACCCAAGAUGCUGUGGAGUACCAGAGGCAAAUAGAUGAGAUACUGGCUGGCAGCCUGACUGAGGAAGAUGAAGAGGCCAUUCUAGAAGAAUUAAACGCUAUUACUCAGGAACAGGUGGAGCUUCCAGAAGUUCCUUCGGAGCCACUCCCAGAGAAGACCCCAGAAGCGUCGCCUGUCAAGAACAGGCCAAAACCAGAACUGGUGGCAGCGUCUUAACUCCCACUGCUGGGGAUUCCCCCACAUCAUAACUUUCACCCAGGACAGUUUGCCAUCCCAGCGUGUGCUGGGAAGAAGCAAUGCCUUGGCAGCAUCCCAGCUGUGCUGGGCGGAUCGUGGAGCAGGAUUCCCUGUGCAGGGUGGGGAACCUCAGCUGAUUAUUGCUCUUGUAUCAAGAUUAUUUUCUAGUGCUUUCUUUUUUUGUAACUUAAAUUCGAAACUCACUCAGCUGCGCUGUCUCGGGAUUAAACAACAACUCUAAAACUUCCGAAGCCAAA
Molecule: messenger RNA, 773 nt
Organism: Charadrius vociferus (killdeer)
Lineage: Eukaryota; Metazoa; Chordata; Aves; Charadriiformes; Charadriidae
Gene: CHMP6
Product: charged multivesicular body protein 6
Exons: 7
Coding region: 1-495 (164 amino acids)
Biological process (GO): vesicle budding from membrane; late endosome to vacuole transport via multivesicular body sorting pathway
Cellular component (GO): multivesicular body; ESCRT III complex
Source: RefSeq, a predicted model, not a curated record